Molecule: messenger RNA, 2640 nt
Organism: Acanthisitta chloris (rifleman)
Lineage: Eukaryota; Metazoa; Chordata; Aves; Passeriformes; Acanthisittidae
Gene: ARMC2
Product: armadillo repeat containing 2
Exons: 18
Coding region: 1-2640 (879 amino acids)
Biological process (GO): sperm axoneme assembly; cilium organization
Molecular function (GO): protein binding
Source: RefSeq, a predicted model, not a curated record
AUGCAAGCUCCAAAGACUGGAAAUACAAAAAAGGCAGAACCAUUCUCCUGGCUUUCAGUGGCAAAGCCAAAGACCAGUUGUGAUAUUAUCAAUGAAGCCAGAAGUGUUCUCCGAACAGUAAGAACUCGGAGACCAUUUACACCUACAGGCAAUCAAAGGAAACUUUUUGGAUCUGGAUCCUCAGGAGCUCCUCAAAACAGACCCCCUUCAGUGUUUAGUCUUCAUGCAUCCAGUUUUGAUUUGACUGAAUCAAGGCCAGUGUCUAGUGCUCGUCUUAGCCCACUGGAUCAUAAACCAAUGCUAAUCACUUCCACAAAAGAUGAAGAUUCUUCUGUUUUCCUUCCAAAACCUCCUGCUGAUGCUGCAGAGGUUGGAAGAGUCAGCAGCACUUGGGCAGGUUUAUUUAGAACAGCUUCUCUGGGGAAUUUAUUUUCUGCUAAAGUGGUUCCUCGAGAUCAGAAUGAAGAAAAGCUAGAUUCUGAAGAACCAGCUAUGAUGGUGAAUAGUCUUGGCAGUAGUAGUAACUGCUUAGCAGAGCAAAGGUCCUACACAUCAUUUAAUGAUGAAAGUAAACAAUUACUGCAUAAUAAGCAUAUCAGCAGAUCAGGGAGUGAAGACUUCACCAAAGGGACAGCAGGAAAAUGUUUAUUUCAACUGAGAGGAGAAAGAAGUGUCAACAGUGAUGGCAGAUUUGCUGAUGAAGAGCAACAGUUUCCCUGUGACCAGAUGAAAAACCCUGGCACAAAUUCGUCACAGCCAAGGAGUUCAGGCUGGAAGAGAAGAGUAACAGGCUUAGAGGAUGAAACAAGAAUAAAUGAAUGGGAAGAAGAGGAAGUCUUUUGGCAUGUAAAGAUUCUACCAAUUCUGCGUGAACUGGAAAAAAUAGAAGACAAUAUAGAAAAUCUUUGUCUGGCUUGUACCAAGCUCUAUCAAGCAUUGAAUGAAGGAAAUAUGCUUGGAAAAAGAUGUAAAAGAAGAAAUGUGCUUCUGAAGACAUUAUAUAAACUUGUAGACAUUGAUUCAGAUCCACUUUGCCUGAAGCUGGCAAAGAUUAUUCUGGCUAUGAAAGUGGAUGGAAAAAAUCUUCUGAGUGCUUGCAAACUAGCAUUUAAAAUUUGCAGGAAUGAAAAAAACGAUUGCAUCAUUCAAAAUGAUAGAUUGCUGGAUUGUUUGUUGGAGGUUCUGAGAACUGAAGAUCUACAAAAAAACAAUGAAGCUCUCCUGUAUUGCAUGGGAGCUGUAAAAUUCAUGUCUGGAAAUGCAGUACUCCUUAAUGAAAUGGUCAACAAAGGAGCUGUUGAAAUGUUGCUGCAGUUAAUGAAGCAGAUUAAUAACAUAAAAGAGAGUGACACAUAUUUCUCCAACUUGAGCCACUUUUUAGUCCAGCUGACAGCUACUUUGCGAAACUUGGCUGAUUUGCCUGCGGCAAGAUGCCAACUGGUUUGCAGUGGUGCAGUGUCUGAGCUCUGUGUGGCGCUGGAGCAGCGUGUGAGUGAGCAGGAUAUUUGCACCUACAUCGUCAGGAUCCUCAGCAAACUUUCUUCCUACGAUGACUUCUGUGCAGCUUUAGCAGACUGCUCCAGAUGUUAUGCCUUAUUUUUAGCCCUACUAAACAAACAUCAGAAGCAGCAGGAUUUGGUUAUCCGCAUCAUUUUCAUUCUGGGUAAUUUAACAGCAAAUAAUAACCAGGCCCAGGAGCAAUUGUUUAAAGAAAAAGAAAGUAUUAACACUUUGAUAUCAUUAUUCCAAACCUACUGUGAACUCGAUUUGAAUGCACAGACACGGGACCAUGAUAGAGAAGGAAAAGGAAAAAACCACCCAAAGCAUCCUUCAGAAGCAGAAGAUGUUCUGAUAAAACUGAUAAGAGUGCUGGCCAAUCUCUCCAUUCAUCCCAGCAUAGGAGCAGCUCUGGCAGCUGCCCAUCCUGUUGUAGAAUUACUUGUUACAGUACUAGAAUACAAGUCAGUCAGUGACUGUGAAGAGUUGGUCAUCAAUACUGUGACAACAAUCAACAAUUUGUCCUAUUACCAAGUGGAGGGUUCUGCAGUUCAAGACAGGAAGCUACACAUUGCUGAAAUGCUUUUAAAGCUGUUAAUGAGCGACAAUAUGGAUGGAGUUGUGGAGGCUGUCAGAGUCUUUGGCAAUCUUUCCAAGUACCAUGAGGUCUGUGACUUCAUCAUACAGAAAAAGAUAUACAGGUUCAUGAUUGUUUUGCUUGAUUCCAAGAACCAAGAUGUCUGUUUUGCUGCCUGUGGAGUUCUGCUCAAUCUCACGGUAGAUAAGAACAAGAGAGGUUUUCUGAUGGAAGGAGGAGGAAUUGGAAAGUUAGUUGAGUGUCUACAAGACUUUGGGCCAGCAGACUGGCCCCUGGCUGGUUUGAUAUGCAAAACCCUGUGGAACUACAGUGAAAACAUCACAAGUGCAGCCUCAUGCUUUGGAGAAGAUACCAACACGUUGCUGGUGCUGCUCACAUCACUUUUAGAUGAAAAGCUGGUGUUGGAUUGCAGCCUUGACAGAGAGGCAAGGGAUUGCCACAAACUGUACUGGGAAGGAGAGUUCAAACCCGUGGCAGAAAAACUUCUUGAUAGAGUUCAAAGCCAUCACUCCUUUCUUCCAGAUGGGCCUAUUACUCCAUCUUAA